CUGUCGACGCUUUAACAGCGCUGCUUCGCCGGGCGGGAUUUCCGCAAUAAUAUCAAGUAUGGCGAAGACAUACGACUAUUUGUUUAAAUUACUGUUAAUCGGCGACUCUGGUGUCGGGAAGACCUGUGUCCUGUUCAGGUUUUCAGAAGACGCCUUCAAUUCAACGUUUAUCUCAACUAUAGGCAUUGACUUCAAGAUCAGGACAAUAGAGCUCGACGGCAAGAAGAUAAAGUUGCAGAUAUGGGAUACUGCUGGCCAGGAGCGCUUCCGAACAAUCACAACCGCCUACUACAGAGGAGCAAUGGGCAUCAUGCUUGUGUACGACAUCACCAACGAGAAGUCUUUUGAGAAUAUCAAGAACUGGAUAAGAAACAUAGAGGAGCAUGCAUCAUCUGAUGUUGAGAAGAUGGUCCUUGGCAACAAGUGUGACAUCAAUGACAAGCGGCAGGUGUCCAAAGACAGAGGGGAGAAGCUUGCAUUGGAGUACGGGAUAAAGUUCAUGGAGACCAGUGCAAAGGCCAACAUCAACGUUGAGAAUUCAUUUCUGACACUUGCAAGAGACAUCAAAUCCAAAAUGGACACAAAAUUGGAGGGCAACACGCCGCAGGGGACCAGUCACGGAGUCAAGAUCUCAGAGCCUCAGAAAAAGACCAGCUUCUUCCGCUGUAGCUUACUCUGAGGACUGAGGCUUUCAACAACUGGCUGGACAUAAAUGGACUGUGCUUGCUGUUAGCACUUCCUUCCCCCUUCCCUCUUUUGACCGAUCUACGGCCUGUCCUCCCAGUCCACACACAAACCAUAAUAUUCCAAGUAAGCGGAGGAGGUCCCCUCCUCUCUUCUUCUUCUGAAAGCUUCCAGUGGUGCAUCUCUUCCAUUUUUAGGAGAUCUGUUGUCUUCAUUGGUCAGAGUGCUUGACUGGUUGAGGACUCAGCCAGGAGCGUAUUCUCCACAGCUUCCUUUUCACAGAAAGACAAGCUCUUACUCCUGAUGUUAGUCUCUUUGUACCACACACUCAUAUUUCACACAGCCAGUAGCACAACCGAGGACGAGAAACCGCUGAAUUUAUGUCAAAGUUAUGGGAUUCCAAUUCCAAAAAGUAAUAUCUAUAUCUAUUUUUUACGAGUGCUCUUUCCCCUAUUUGUGUUAUAAAUGCUAACCAGAGACUGAAAGGCUUGCACUUUAGUGAAACAGAGCUGCACAUGCUUUCAUUUUCACCUGAGCUGUCCAGAAUCCCUCAAAGAGGCAGUCCCAGAUCAGAGAGGAAUCAGAUUGAAAGGUUUUCAAUGUGAGCUCUGUUCUUCGCACGUUUGUCGUCCUUAGCAAUCAUUCAAUGCGUUUCAUCUUGUUUCAUUCAUUACACAAUGCCUCCAACUUUGAUUAACCUUUCCGCAUUUGCUGGAAGGCGCUUUGGCAAUGCAAAAACUAGAAAUACAAUCCAGAUUUUUGACUGCGUAGAUUAAGCACGGCUGUUAAAUAAAUAUCACUGUUGUUGAGAAGACAAGAUUCUGCUGAAGCUUUGUGUGGUUAAGAGACCAGCAAGAACCUAUUGUCAUGUUAAAUUGCUCAGUGAAUAGGUGUCAAAAUUAAAAGUAUGCUCAAACUAUAUUUUACAGAAAUAUUAAGAUAUGCUGCAAACAUGUAUAUCCCCCACAGUAGAGUUCAGUGUAAAAAGAGCCGAGGCCAUAUUUAGUAAUUAUUUAAUAAUCAGUAAGUCUAAAACUUAUUCCCAAGAAUAAUACAUUUAUUUUUUGUUCUAAAAAUGUCAGAAAAUAUCUUAAAGAGAGUUUUCUUAUGUCUAAGCUGAAGCUUCUUUUUGUCAAAUUACCUGUUAAAAAAAAACCCUAAAAACAUUUAAUUUCCUAUCAUGUAAGGUAAAGAAAGAAAGCAAAUCCACACGAUUGAGAAUCUAGAAAUGGCAACAACAUUUAUUAUUUAUGCUUAAUGAUUCACGUUAAAGGUGAUUAUCAAAAUAUGACCGGGCAAUUUAUGUUUGAAAAUUUGACUCAAAGUUUCUGAAGCAGCUCUGAUUCACAGUAAAGCUAAAUGACGUCCUGGUUACACUGAUCAACAAAUCCAAGUCUAGCACUGUAAGCCCCCCUCUUCUUCUUCUUCUCCUGCUAUCCACGCAGCUCUCCUUGCACUUUACCAGUAACUCGUGUUUUGUGUGUAGUCUGUGCCAAGUGAUAGUUUUGCAAUACAACAAUACAAUUACUUAGUUUAAAAAAAAAAGUGUUAAUCUAUUGAGUCUUUGUAGGAUGACGGGCAUAACUCCUAAAUUUUACUUCACCUUAAUCUCCUUCUGCUAUCUCACUGCUUGUGAAGCACUGUCCUGGUUUUAGAUCACUGAAAAAAAAUGCCCUGUCAUACUUAAAUAUAUAUAUUUAUAUAAAAAGAAAAAGAAUUUGCAAGCCUGUGUUUCUAUGCUACUGCCCUGCCAAACUGUAGUUUAAAAAGUGAUUGUUUUCCCCGUGUACACUGGCUCCAUGUAAGCUCAAGACUCUCCCAUAGUUAGCUGUUGUACAUUUUCCUGUGCGUUUGUGUUUGAUCAUAGUUUGACAGCUAGGUGGCACCGCAGGCAAAGUAGACAUAACAGAUGAGCACCUGAACUCCAAUUAUAAUCAGUAUUUUAUUAAGAACACGAGCCAUAGUGAACCGUGUUAUCCAUGCACCCUCUUUUUAACAUUUAUGUCUCCGACUUUUUCCACCAUUCCUCAUGUUCCGUUCCUGCAUUUGUUGCUAGUCUGAAAAUCCAACUCCUGUAUGCACAAUAUCGAUGGAGGAUCAGCUUUUGCUUGCCUGCACUUUUUUUUUUUUAAUAUCAAAUCAUUUGGGACCUCAUGACUACCAUAGCCAUUUGUCUUAACCGCUAAUACUCAGUCCUGUCAUAGGUGAGCUAUGCAUUGUGAAUCUUGGACCUGUGCAUAUUUGUGUGAAGUAAGUUUUCAGACAUACUUGUAGUCCUGUACAGUUGAAUGUAUGGGGUUGUUUUUUGUUUGUUUGUUUUGCAUCAUUCGCUGAGUCUUUAACAGGAGGCACUGCUACAUCAAUGUGGGUGAAGUUUAGAGUGAUGAAAGGUUGAGUAGGAAGAGUCUUGAUGUUGAAAUGUGGAGACAGAGCCGCCGUCUCGUUGGAGUGAUGCCGUAGCUUUAAGUCAGGAACAGAAACGUAGGGAGGAGACUUUUGUGGGACUCAGCGCUGUAUCAUUUGUCGGCUGAAAUGAUACCUUCUCUUUGAUUUUGUUUUGAAAUCAUAUCCUCUUUCUUAAGACUCCUAUCGCGUGUCAUAUUAUACUGUACACCCCCUUUUUACAGCCAUAUUUUCAUUCCAUCGAUUGGGAAGUACACAGGGAGAAUGAAAAAUUACAUUUUGAAGAAAAAGAUAAAUAAACACACAUUGUAAAUACCACAUUGAAAAAAAGAGAUCUACUUAAAGUGUACUGUACUUUCUAAACCCAUAUGAUAAUUUAUCUACAAUUUGUAGAUAUGUGUACUUUUGAUUUAAUAAAAUAAGAUGAUAAAAUGUA
Messenger RNA from Labrus bergylta (ballan wrasse), 3523 nucleotides. Its product is annotated as ras-related protein Rab-8A. Gene Ontology annotation, biological process: cilium assembly; endocytic recycling; Golgi vesicle fusion to target membrane. The record is from RefSeq and is a predicted model, not a curated record. NCBI's taxonomy places the organism in Eukaryota, Metazoa, Chordata, Actinopteri, Labriformes, Labridae. Gene Ontology annotation, cellular component: plasma membrane; trans-Golgi network transport vesicle; endosome. Gene Ontology annotation, molecular function: GTPase activity; GTP binding.